Oryza sativa Japonica Group (Japanese rice) is the source of this 2297-nucleotide messenger RNA. Its product is annotated as 65-kDa microtubule-associated protein 1. Gene Ontology annotation, biological process: microtubule cytoskeleton organization; cytokinesis by cell plate formation. The record is from RefSeq and is a predicted model, not a curated record. NCBI's taxonomy places the organism in Eukaryota, Viridiplantae, Streptophyta, Magnoliopsida, Poales, Poaceae. Gene Ontology annotation, molecular function: microtubule binding. Gene Ontology annotation, cellular component: spindle; cytoplasm.
CAGCAGCAGUGAAUGCUACUCUCGCUCUGCUACUCACUCCUGGCGCCGGUGACCUCUCUGCCACUCCACCGGACGGCGACGGCGAGGCGGGUGAGCUCUCUCGCCGCCUCCGGCUCUCCUGCCACCGGGCCUCCACAUUCGGCGUCGCACUCCUUCGUCUUCGCGUGAUCCGCCUGGCAGAUCGGGAUCGACUAAGCAUUGGCCUUUGCAAGUUUUGAAGUGCAUUUCACCGUUGCUUUUGUCUUGAGCAAGAGUUUAUAGAGCCAUACAGCUCCGACAAAAGGAUUCACCUAUUCCAGAAUGUCUGCUUUGCUCCGUGAAACUUCGUGUGGAUCAUUGCUGCAAAAACUGCAGUCGGUAUGGGAUGAAGUUGGUGAAAGCGAGGAGGACCGCGACAAGGUUCUAUUUCAGCUGGACCAGGAGUGUUUGGAUGUCUACAAGCGGAAAGUUGAUCAGGCAACCAAAUCAAGGGAUCUUCUUCUCCAGGCACUGGAUUACUCAAAGACAGAGCUUGCUAGGCUUGCUUCUGCCCUUGGUGAAAAAUCCAUAGAUAUAAGUCCUGAGAAAACAGCACGGACUAUCAAGGAACAACUAACUGCUAUAGCUCCAACACUUGAACAAUUGGGCAAGAAGAAAAAGGAGAGAAUAAAGGAAUUAGCUAAUAUACAGUCAAGAAUUGAGCAAAUACGUGGUGAGAUUGCUGGUACUCUGGAGAUGGGACAGCAAGUGGCACUACCACAGAUUAAUGAGGAUGAUUUGACAGUUCGGAAGCUUCGAGAGUUCCAGUUACAGCUUCAAGAGCUUGAGAAAGAGAAGAGUCGUAGGCUGGAAAAGGUUCUUGAGCAUGUUGGUAUGGUACAUGAUCUAUGCAAUGUGCUUGGGAUGGAUUUUUUUAGAACAAUAACUCAAGUCCAUAGCAGUCUAGAUGACUCUAUUGGUAACGAACACAAGAACAUAAGCAAUGAAACCCUGUCAAAACUUGAUAGGACCAUUGGUACUCUUAAUGAGGACAAAAGGUUGAGACUUGAGAAGCUUCAAGAGCUUGCCACUCAACUCUAUGAUCUAUGGGAUCUUAUGGACACCCCGGUGGAAGAAAGGAGCUUGUUUGAUCAUGUUUCGUGCAAUAGAACAGCAACUGUUGAGGAGGUCAUGGUUCCUGGUGCACUUGCUGUUGAUGUGAUUGAUCAAGCACAGACUGAGGUUGAAAGGUUGGAUCAGCUAAAAUACAGCAAGAUGAAAGAAAUAGCUUUUAAGAAGCAAGCCAUACUGGAAGAUAUUUAUGCUAGCACUCAUGUUGUAUUAGACACAGCAGUUGCCCAUGAGAAAAUACAGGCACUGAUUGAGUCAGGGAACAUGGAACCUUCAGAACUGAUUGCUGACAUGGAUAGUCAGAUACUGAAAGCAAAGGAGGAAGCUCUGAGCAGAAAAGAAAUAUUAGAUAAAGUUGAGAGAUGGAUAUCCUCAUGCGAGGAGGAAAGCUGGCUUGAAGACUAUAGCAGAGAUGACAACAGGUAUAACUCAGGCCGAGGUGCUCACCUGAAUCUCAAACGUGCAGAAAAGGCCCGUAUUCUAGUCAGCAAGAUUCCAGCCCUUGUUGAAACUCUGGUGGCUAAGACGAGAGCUUGGGAAGAAAAUCACGGGCUGCCAUUUAUGUAUGACGGUGUUUCUCUGCUAGCAAUGCUGGAUGAGUAUGUCAUUCUUAGGCAAGAGAGGGAAGAAGAGAAGAAAAGAAUGCGGGAACAAAAACGCCAGACGGAACAGCUACUAAACAUCGACCGUGAGGGGCCAUUCGGAACACGGGUCAAUCCCUACAGAGUGACCAGUGCAAAGAAGGUGGCUGGCACAAAGCCAAACGGUGGCGCAUCAAACGGGACACCGAGUAGAAGGCUAUCAACCGGCAAUCAGCUGAACGAGAGCAAGAGUACUGGCCGGUCUGCUGGUAAGGAUGACAAGAAAGGCGCGUCGAAGAACACGGCAACUUCACUGAACGAAGCAGCUCCUGCAGACAAGGAAGCUGCAGACUCAUCCACCGAAAACUUCGACGCUGAUCCGGUUCCUGGCUCGACAUGAUCUCGAUGUGGUACAGAUGAAUGGUGAUUUCUGUCUUUUUUGACACCCUUUAUUGUGUUCGUUGUAGUAUCUUGUUGUUAGGUUUUAGACCUGUCGUUUCUUUCUGUUGACUGGUGGUUAGUGCCUGAGUGGUGUUCAAACAUAUGGGCGGUUUAUAUUAGCUGUUUAGCUCUAAUCUUGCCGUCAGAAGUAAAAUUAGCCUCUCGUAAGUUUUAUUGGUUUUACAA